GCUAUCUCGUUGCUAUAGUGACUUAAAAUACAAACAAUUAGUAUUAAGUGUUUAGAAUCUGUGUGUCGAAUGAGGUGUAUGUUUGAAUAGUGUAAAAUCGAUGCGCUUUGGCAAUAUGUACGGUCCAAAGGAGCAGCUCAUAGAGAUGCAACAACUCCCGCUCAAUAAAACAAAAUCAACUGAUAUGCAAAUCAGAAACAAAAUCUAUUCAUCUAGUCACGCAUCACCUUCCAACACUUUUGAAAAAGAUUUAUCGACAGUAUUUUCGGAUAAAAGUUCCAUCAGAAAAGGUCAUUUCCGAGAAGACGCGGAAACGAUUUCUGAGAUAUCCGACGCAAUAUUUACAACUGAAAGAUCAGGAGACGUCAGCAUAUCUGAGAAUUUUGUGCAGUCUUACCGAGACAAAAUUCUUCAAAGAUUUAAUGCCGUCAAAGAACAGGCCAAAAUGUCCCAAAAAAUACAAAAUAUCUCGAGGAGAGAUGCUCGUAAGCGUUCCAUCGAGAACAUUAUACAUGAAGUUAGUAAAAUUGGUGCCAAUAUGAAAUCGGCUAGGAGCAAAACGAACCAAACCAAAAAUGAUUCAAAUAAGGAGUUUGCAUUUUUUCAUUUUAGGAAUAACAACGGUAGUGCUAGUAAAGAUAUUCAACAGGAAGAAGAUCUAAGGAAUACCUUUGACAAUAAAGAGCCUAUGAUUGAAUAUAUAAUGCCGGAUCUGUUGGACUUUAACAUACGGAUUUCAGAGAGAGAGUGUUACUUCUUCCCUGGGAAUAGUCGAGGCGACAGUACUGCUACAGUGAACGAGAUGCCAAGAAUAUUGGAAGGAGAGGGUUUGUGUAUUAAUUUGAAAAAUCCACUACCAAUGGAUCAGCUUAAUAAGUUGGAAGAACGACUAAUUUUUGUUGAUGAUAGAACGUGGUUUAGUCAUGAAGGGAUUUUGGAUAUUGUCCCCAAUCCAACGAUUAAUGAAUGCUUAAAACCAGAAAUCCAAGUUAAAAUUGAUGAUGGAAUAAUAUUAAGAGCUCCUACAAUAGAAAAUGAUCUAGAAAAGAUAAUUAUAAUAAAGGAGAAUAUAUUAAAAUUGUCGCUAUUUUCUUUAAAAUUUUCUUAUCAUCCUCUCUUUAGCGCUGAGCAUGUAUUAGAAGACCAGCUAAGAUCGGCCUAUCAAACAUAUACAAGUUUUCUAGAAAAUAACACUUUGCAAAAACUUAGGAAUCAGUUACAGGUAUUAAAACAUACGAGAAAAUUCGAGGAUAAGAUAGUUGAAAAUAAUCAAGCAUUGAACGAAAUCAUAAUUUUAACAGAUAAAAUUUUUAAAGAGGGUAAGCGGCAAAGACAGUAUUUAAAAACGACUUUAGAAUUGUGGAAGACAAUCAAAAAACUUAGACAAAAGCAAAAUUAUUGUAAUACGCGUGUCAAAUUGCUUAUUUUUAUCGAGAAAGUUGAUGCGAAUUUGGAAAAAGAAAAUCGGGCUAAAAUGUUAAUGGAAAUGCUGGAUGAUAUUUUAAAAAAUGAAGAAGAACUAUUUAAGAGGAAGUUGAAAGAGUACAGCAAGAAAAUUGAAUGUGGCAUUUCGAGAGCGAACGAAGGUUUGGAAAAUACACCGUCAAAGCCAGUGUACGAUAUCGACACUGACAAAAUUAAAUAUGAACUACAAAAGAAAUUUGAAGAAAGUUUUAAGCCAACGGGUGAACCUAAUUUAACAUUGAUGUUAACAGAUGAAAAUGAAAUAACCAACGACGUUGUGGAUAAACAAGAAAUUUCAAGAAGAAAAGCGGUCACAUACACAAAAAUUUUAUUCAAAUUGAGUUGCAACAAAGUCCCCGUGGCCAAAUCAAAGAUUCUAAGGUUGAAUGACGAUUUCUUGUUGAACAUUAAUGAAGAAUUUUAUAUUCAGUUAACUGAUAUCCCAGACCACAUUAAUCUGGAUAUUGUAGAAUAUUCGAAAGGUAUAAUGAAAAGAAAAUUAUGCGAAUUGGAAAUACCUUUGCCACCUCAAGGCAUUUCGGAGAAGAAAGAAUCAACGCGCAAAUUAACAUUCGAAAAUGAUGAAUUCGCCCGCGAUAAACAGGGAGUCGGUAGUGCUUUGAAUUUGAAAAAUUUGUUUGAGGAAAAUAAACUUUUUCUAAAGACGAACAGCGUUGAAAAUAUGACCGUUUCUGGAUAUUUAAGUUACAAUGUAUCUUGGCGGAAUUCUAAAAGUCAACAUAACAACGAAUUAUAUAAUGCGCAAGCGGUUUCUGUUUUGGACAAGUUGGGAGCCAUAAAUCAGUCGUUAUUAACUGAAUGGAUAAAAUUUAAGGAGUUGGAUCCCCAACAUCCUAAAAACUCUGCUAUAUUCGAUUAUCUUGAAUCGAUAUACCAACGGGCAUUCCUGCCAAAUGAAGUUGAAGACACCUUUAAUUAUUUUAGUGUGCGGGAAGCAUCACUUUACCACGUGACUUUCUUGUCCCAUGGAUCCGAACCCCUUCGGACAUCUCCGGGAUAUUACCGCACGGAUGUUAUCAAUAAAAUGCUUAGAUUCACUGUUAAGUGUGGUAAGCAAAACAACACGAAUACUGAUACUGAUACUGAUACUGGGUAAUAUCUCCGCAAACAUCCGAUUGGUUCCAAAUCCAUCCCUGAAAGUGGUUCGCAGGCGUAGGUAUCGAAACUGACUUCGUAAAAUGACUCUUUCCGUAUGCUCAAUCUGUGUUUAAUUCGAUAUUUUAAUGAAGGGAGCUGAAAAAAAAAUUUCUUGACAAUAGACUUAGGUGUUUUACAUAAAGUUGCUUUUGCAUUGUAAGUGUAUUUACAAUAAAGAUUAACC
This is a messenger RNA of Cylas formicarius (sweet potato weevil), 2806 nucleotides long. RefSeq names its product coiled-coil and C2 domain-containing protein 2A-like. The transcript has 9 exons. NCBI's taxonomy places the organism in Eukaryota, Metazoa, Arthropoda, Insecta, Coleoptera, Brentidae. Gene Ontology annotation, biological process: non-motile cilium assembly; protein localization to ciliary transition zone. The record is from RefSeq and is a predicted model, not a curated record. Gene Ontology annotation, cellular component: ciliary transition zone. The coding region runs from base 101 to 2581 and encodes 826 amino acids.